Molecule: messenger RNA, 837 nt
Organism: Exophiala bonariae
Lineage: Eukaryota; Fungi; Ascomycota; Eurotiomycetes; Chaetothyriales; Herpotrichiellaceae
Gene: NUO24
Product: NADH:ubiquinone oxidoreductase 24
Exons: 2
Coding region: 1-837 (278 amino acids)
Molecular function (GO): oxidoreductase activity
Source: RefSeq, a predicted model, not a curated record
AUGGCCUCGAAACUCGUGCCUCAGCUGGUGCGCGCCGCAUCUCGAAUUCUCCUCGACGCCCGUAUCAAGGAGCGAAACUCUCUCAGUGGUAGGUCCAAUAUCUCGUUCCAAUACGUGAGAAACGACGCCGUGGAGUCUAACAAAGAGCUUGAACAGCACCGAGACACCUCAUACAACAACCCCUCGAUCCCCUUCAAAUUCAACGAGACCAACUUGCGCCUGAUCGACGAGAUCCUCAAACGAUACCCACCGCAAUACAAGAAAGCAGCGGUGAUGCCGCUGCUGGACCUGGGGCAGCGGCAGCACGGGUUCACGUCGAUCUCGGUGAUGAACGAGGUGGGCCGAUUGCUGGAAAUGCCACCAAUGCGAGUGUACGAGGUGGCGACGUUCUACACCAUGUACAAUCGAACGCCGGUGGGCAAGUACUUUGUGCAGGUGUGCACGACAACGCCGUGCAUGCUGGGCGGCUGCGGCAGCGACAAGAUCAUGAAGGCCUGCGAGGACUUCAUGGGCAUCCACAGCGGCCAGAUGACCGACGACAAGGUCUUCAGCUUGCUCGAGGUCGAAUGCCUGGGUGCCUGUGUCAAUGCCCCUAUGGUGCAGAUCAACGAUGACUACUAUGAGGAUUUGACGCCCGAGACGACCGUGCAGUUGUUGCAGGCCCUGAAGGAUAGUGUCACGGUCAGCGGCUAUGAUUUGGGCAAGUUACCACGCCCCGGUCCCCAGGUCUACGAGGGCCAUCAGAGAGAGACGUGCGAGCCGCGGAAGGGCAAGACCAGCUUACUCGGGGAGCCGUACCACAUCAAGGAUGUGUUGAGGGCGGAUGGUGCGAUUUGA